Messenger RNA from Monopterus albus (swamp eel), 5203 nucleotides. Its product is annotated as proline-rich transmembrane protein 3. Lineage: Eukaryota; Metazoa; Chordata; Actinopteri; Synbranchiformes; Synbranchidae. The record is from RefSeq and is a predicted model, not a curated record. The coding region runs from base 542 to 3103 and encodes 853 amino acids. The transcript has 3 exons.
CAAGCCCCUCUUCUUCCUGGGCUUCCUCCUCUUCGUCUUCCAUUCUUCAGAUGCCCAGACCAUCAUCGACUCCUCCUUCUCUAUUAAUUCUUCACCCCCCACAACCAAGCAGACAGCUCAAUUCUCGCCCUCUUUGCCUCCUAGAGGGCGUAGUGAUGUGCCCAUCAGACCUACAAUUCGUGACAGACUGACAAAUACAGUGCAACAAGGGAAAAGAAAAACCCGUCCUACUCCACAGGCUGCUCCUUCUUUUAUAUCUGCUCUUCCUACACAGAAUCUCAGCAGUGGGCCAAUUUUAACUCAACCGACUGCCUCCAGGCCAAGGACCGACACGGCUAGUUUAGCAUUCAGCAGGGCCUUUGCAAAGGGAGACACUACUACAAAAGGCUCAACUCCACCUCAGCCAACGUUGCCCUCUUCUGUUGUUGCAGAACCUGCUAGCAGUAAGCCAGUUACAGCAAAAAACACAGUGGUGGGCUCAGUUAAAACGACAGAGGAUGCUGAUUCACAGGGGUUAGGAUCAGGUAGUGUGCCAGUAGUGAUGCUUGUGAAUGGGGAUUCACCUGUUCCUCUUCCAACGGUUGGUGAUGAAAUGGCACAGUAUCGGCCUCAGGCACAGACUAGCAUUUUGGAUGUAAAGACGCCACCACAGGGCAGUCACGUGGAGAAGCCCCACCAUUCUGUGCUGCCAGUAGCUAAUAACAUCUCUAUGACGCCACAAACGCAGACCAGAGCAACUGUGUCCCAUGUGGUCACACAGGCAACGCCUCGGAUUGUAUUAACAGGUGAACUGAAUGCAAACACUUCUUCCACCGACAGAGUUACUCCAAAGCAGGGCUCCACUGCCGUGACAAUACCCCAAACCAUAACUGCCACCAUUGGGCCUACUCAUAAACAACCACAGGCAGCUGGUCGAAGCCAGAACACUUCACUUUCAAAAACCAUUAUGGAGCAAGUGGCCACGUCUGUUUAUAGUCUGCUUACUACUACACAGGAGGUUGUGAGAAUCUCCUCUACAACUACACAUAAACCCAACAAAACGGCACAACUAGGAAGGAAUACAGCCAGCACAACUACAUCAAGAACAGGGACCUCUUCAUUCCUCACCACUGGUGUUGUACCAGCCAACCGAACGAGGUAUGGCCCCACGUAUCAGACUGGUAUUGGUCAGAGAAACCGUUCCAUUCUCCUGGGACAUCCUCAUCAAGCUCCCUACUCCACUUCUAAUCCAGCCCCAUCUCCCAGCAUCAAUUCCUCCCCUAAUGGCACACUUCUCGACUGGGGUGACCUGAGCCACACAUUGGCUUUUGCCUGGGAGCUGCAUGUCUAUGGCUCAGCAAGUCUCUUCCUCCUACUGUUUGCCGGAGCUGCUCUUGGCCUCACACUGUCUCCCAACACAAACUGUCCUCAUCGGGGUGCUCUUACACUCGCCAAUGGUCUGCUGUUACUGUCCGGAGGCCUUAGGGCAGCUUUCUUUCUAAUCGACCCCUAUGGCACACGGAAAUUCCUCCCUCGUCCGGCAGUUACAGCCCUCUACAACUUGCCUCUACACCUGCUGGUGUGGACACAGGCAGCCCUUGCACUGCUGGCCUUAAGGGUGGCAGAAGUAUGUGUGCUGCCUCCGACCAUGGAGCGUCCCCCUUUGGUGGCUGUGCUGGCUGUGUUGCAGUGCACUCUGCUGCUGGCAGCGGAUCUGCUUUCCCCAGCCCUGUCCGCUGUGGUACCCGUCACCCUGCAGGUUCUGUCCCUGUGCUGGGGCCUGGCUCUCUGUCUGGGCUUCCUUUGCCAUGUCUUUCCACGUAUACGCUACCCGCCCAUCCCCAACCCCGAUGCUCCUGAAGAGGCCAGGAGAAAGGCUUGGACUGGGAGCAGGAGGACAGGUGUGAUUCUGGGGAGAGUACUGGCAGUGUGUGCAGUUCUGGGAGCACUGUGCUGUGGACUGCAUAUUCAUGCUACUUUAUGGCUUUAUGGACUGCUAGGGGACUGGACGCACUUCAACUGGGGAUGGUGGCUGGUUCACUUCUGGGCCAGACUCCUGGAGCUGGCCUGGGGGUUUUUCCUCCUACUCCUGGGUUCAUGGGUGUUCUGGAGGCCUCAAGGUUGCCAGGGAAGGGAAGAGGGUGGACCAGAUGGCAGAGCAAUGGGAGCCCUGCCAUCCCCUGGUCAAUCUGUAGGUUCCACUCAAAGACAUACCUGCUGGUCCAAGAUAGUGCAGAGCCUGAGGGGGAAGCCCUGUAAAAAGUCUGACAGCAAUGGGGUGGGAGGAGGAGGAGGACCAGGAGAGGUUCCCAACAACUGGGCUGGCCAGGACCGUCCUGGAGCUGACAUCAGUAAAAGUCUGAUCAGGAACCAGAACCAUGAGCAGGGCACUGUCCAGUCACGCUGCAUCAAGGAGAACAACACGGGACGCAACCAUAGGGCUCACCCUGCAGAACAGGGUGUAUCUGAUGGCUCCACAAGCUCCCUGCUGAGACUGCAGACACUGGGCCGGCCUCUGCGGCACUCAGUCAGUGGCAGUCUAGAUCACGAUAAGGACACUUCCCUGUCUUUUUAUGAGUUUGAUCUGCGGCCUCCCUCUCCAAUUGACCUGACCCGCAGCAUUGAUGAGGCUCUGCACAGGGAACACCUGCUCGGAGGAGGCAGCCUGUUUCAUCCUUUAAACCAAACAUUACUAUCCCCAUCCCCCAGCUGUGGGGUCAACCAGGGGCCCUGGCUCCGCAGGAACAGUGAUCCUCAGCUGCUGUCUGAGAGUAGCGAGGCCCUGACAGAGUCUUCCAUGCCACUGGGGGGAAGCAUACUCAGCAGUGUACCAAGCAGGCAGGUGACUGCUCCCCCUACACCUUCCCAUCAGGGACACAGGUUUGCUGGGGACGGGCUGGGAAAUGUCCCUUCAUCAGUGUCCUGCCCUGUAUCACUUCAUCCCUCGAGAACAUCAACAGAACAUCUCGGGGAGGAUGGAGUGGAUGACACACGGCCAUUCAUCACUCCGGACUCAGAGAGAGUGAGGGGGAGGGCUGGGAGGCCAGUGGGGUCACGGAGUUACCUAGAGGUCAGCCGACAUGAUGACUCUGCCAGUGUCAGCAGUGAAAUUAUUGAUUUAUGAACAUGGACAUGAGGCCCAGUAACCACACACCAGACACACCCAUUUAACAAAUGCUGUUCCAAACCAAGACUUCAACAAAAAUGAUUAUUGAAAUAAAAGUAAAUUAUUUUUAGAAAAAGGAAAAUAUAAAUAAGAGGAUCUGGGUGAUUAACUUAAAGGAUGUCACCUAGUUGCCUUAAUGGUUUAGCAACAGCACAGAUAAACAACACAGAACACUUACAACCAUCUCCAUCCUGUUCUCACAUGUACAGUAGCACCAUGUCUUCCUUGUCAUGUUUUUCUCUCAAACACACUCACCUGCAUAACUCUGCUGUAACUGUGAUCAUGCACGCAAUCCAGCAGGUUUGUGAUCGGUGUGAAAUUUGGGACGGUGAUGAAUUUCAUCUUCACAUAAUGUAAAAAAUGAUCAAAAUAGGUUUAGAUCAUGAAUUCUGUCUGAAAAAGGUAUUUCACACCCCUGAGCGCGUCAAACUGAAAGUGUGAGGUGUGAAACUAACAUGGCUAUACGCCUGUAGGUCCCAUUUCUUCUGUUUCUGUGAUAAAAUGUCUGCAUAUCAACAGCUGUGAAUUUCAUUGCUUUCAUAGAGUUUAUGUGCUGUCUUCCAUAUUUUCAUUUGCUUUGUGAUGUAAAGAUGUGCCAUACAUACAGUAAUCUUAGUUGGUUCCAUGUUAUUUUUAACGGUAAACCCAUUAUAGCAUUUUACCAGUAUCAUGGUGACUCAGCUCUGGAUUACUACUUCUAAGCUCUUAACAUGCUGCUGCUGUUAUUGUACAGUCUGGCUGCCCUAUGUUAAUGUGAAGCUGGUUGCAUAAAGAGGCAGGCAGUAAACAACAGCCAGUAAUACACAGAGUCUUGCUUACAAGUGAAACCUUAGCUAACACCUUUAGCUGUUGCUGAAAUUGUCCAUUUCAUCUUGUCCUUUUGCUGUAGAACAAAGCUUUUGCAGUUAAUAAUUAUGUACAAUUGAAGCCUCUGACUGCAUUUUUACAUAAUCUGACUAUGGAUAUUCAAUAUAAUCAUGAUCCUAUCAGUUGCAAUUAAUCAAUUCAUACAGUUUGAUCUCAUAUCUAAUGAAAUGCUACUUAGCUUUAUUGGGCUGCAACACACAAGACUGGCUUGGCAUGACCCUCAGAACUCUUAUACUAGACCUAGGUCAAUAACAGAGCAUUUAACUGUAAGCCUGAACACAAGACUGAAGUAUUUUACUAUUCAAGAGAAAAAUAUCUUUCGAAUAUGAAAUGUAUAAGCAACAAUGUAAAUAGUUAUUUUUGAUGUUAAUGAAUAAAGGUGUAUUUGAAGCAUUGUUGUAGUGGUUACUGUGAAAGACAAUCUGAAGUGGUAUUACUUAUGUGUCUGAGCUGUAUACACUGUUUUGAUAUGCUGACAUCAGAUUUUCACCUGUUCAGGACACACAGAGCUGUGACAGUUGUUACUUGGCUGAUAAGUUUAUGUCAAGGGUUUUCUGGGCUGUGCUCAGGAAUGUCAUAAUGGUGAUGGUUGUAUAAGUAAUGGCCAGGGUCUGCAGGAUUUUUAGUUCAACUUUGUCAUAAAAUCACAAAUGUAUUGACAGAGCUGUAUCGUCACAUUUAGUGUACAAAUUCAAAUGAAACAGUUUGGUAAUCUUGAAUAUAGCCCAGUGGUUCCAUUCCAUCUUACAUUUGAAAUGACAUACUAUAAAAAAAAAAGAGUUACUCUGACUGAUUGACUUCCUUAUCUUGGGAUGCCGCUUUAAUGAAUAAAACCUAAUUUAUUCCCCUGUUCCUGUUGAGAGCCAGCUCUGACUUGUUUUCCACUACUUAAGGGUGAUGUUCAGUAGCUCCCAGUGCAAUAAGAUGCUCGACUUGUUUCGUAUUUACAGUACAAUGGCCAUGUGUUGUCUACAUUCCAACCAACCUGUAAGAUCUCGCUGUUACAUCUUUGACUUAAUGACCAGGGUGGAACCUCCAACACCCUUAGUGUUGCCCCCUCCACAAAUCGGUAUGUGCCAUAGAAAGUACAGUCAGUGUGCUCCCUCUAGUCUGUUGUCUCAGUGCAUAAAUAGAUUGAUAGUUUAUUUUAUUCAUUGAAAUUGUUCUUGUAUUUCUUGCUGCAUUUUGUGU